This is a messenger RNA of Carcharodon carcharias (great white shark), 3096 nucleotides long. Its product is annotated as gastrula zinc finger protein XlCGF8.2DB-like. The transcript has 2 exons. Lineage: Eukaryota; Metazoa; Chordata; Chondrichthyes; Lamniformes; Lamnidae. The coding region runs from base 380 to 1306 and encodes 308 amino acids. The record is from RefSeq and is a predicted model, not a curated record.
CGUUUUGUAAACUCCUUUUGCAGGAUAUUAGAAGGGGAAGAUUUACAGAGGGAAGCUCAAAUCAAACUUCACAUCAAGAUUUAAAACCGUCACUUGAUUCAUCAGCACCUGAAUAUCAUCGGCAAUUGAACGUGGAAGGAGAAAUACUUGUCUGUCGGAAAAGAUUUCAAACAUCAGUGUGACUGGAAAAGCACCGAGACACACACACUCCCGCGUGAGAGUGUUCCAGUGCACUAACUGUGGAAAGAACUUUAACCAGUUAUACAACCUGAAAAAACAUCACACCAUUCACAGCAGGGAGAGGAAGUACAUGUGUUCUGUGUGUGGACAAGGCUUUAAUUGAUUGUCCAACCUGGAGAGAUAUAAGGACUCCGACACCAUGGACAAACCAUGGAAAUGUAUGGAUUGUGGUAAAGGAUUCAAUUAUCCAUCUCAGCUGGAAAUCCAUCGACGCAUUCACACUGGGGAGAAGCCGUUCACCUGUUCCGUGUGUGGGAAGGGAUUCACUCAGACAACCAAACUCAUGUCACACCAGCGAAUUCACACUGAGGAGAGGCCAUUCACCUGCCCUGUAUGUGGGAAGGGAUUUACUCAGACAUCCUGUCUUAUGUUGCACCAGCGAAUUCACACUGAGGAGAGACCGUUCAGCUGCACUUACUGUGAAAAGAGGUUCAGGUCUUCAUCUGACCUCAAUAUACACCAGCGACUUCACACUGGGCAGAAGCCAUUCACUUGCUCUGUGUGUGGGAAGGGAUUCACUCAUUCAUCCGGCCUUAGGUCACAUCAGCGAAUUCAUUCUGAGGAGAAGCCAUUCAACUGUACUUCCUGUAGAAAGAGUUUCAGGCAUUCAUCCGCCCUUGCUGAACACCAGCGAGUUCACACUGGGGAGAGGCCAUUCACCUGCUCUGUGUGUGGGCAGGGAUUUACUCAGUCAUCCAGUUUGCUGAGACACCAGCGAGUUCACACCGGGGAGAAGCCGUUUAGCUGCACUUCUUGUGGAAAGAGUUUCAGGCAGUCAUCCACCCUCAUUGCACACCAGCGAGUUCACACUGGGGAGAAACCAUUCACCUGCUCUGUAUGUGGGAAGGGAUUCACUGUAUCAUCCGCCCUUGAGUCACACCAGCAAAUUCACACUGAGGAGAAGCCAUUCAGCUGCACAGACUGUGGAAAGAGGUUCAGGUGUUCAUCUGCUCUCCUGGCACAUCAGAGAGUUCACACUGGAGAGAGGCCAUUCAACUGCACCGUGUGUGGGAAGAGAUUCACUCGGUCCUUCAACCUAGUGACACAUAAGCGAGUUCAUAAGUGACUGCAGGGGUUGGAUUCUGCUGUUAUCACUGCUGUUAAUCAUAUUCAGGAUUGAUAGUCUGACAAUGUCAAGUUUGUUUCUGCUGAUGUUCACAACUCCUAUAACUGGAUGGAGCUUAAUAUUCUGGAGAUGUCACUGAUACUCGGGGCUGCAGUGUCCCUUUUUAAAAACACCAUCUGUGAUCAUUCCCCUUAAUUCAUGAACUCUGCUGGAAGGUCGGAUCCGUUCCACAGGACAUGCAUGACACAAAAAUAAUCCCAAUUUACAAAAACAAAGGGGACAGAGGAGAUUGCAACAAAAACUUUGUCCACCAAAGUUCCUCUGUCUCAUCGACUCCUUUCAUGACAACAUACCUUGUACUGUACAGUUUGGCAGCUCCACUUCUGACAGUUUCAGGGUGUAGAAUGGAGUGAAACAGGGCUGUGUCCGAGUCCCCAAUUUGUUUGGCAAUUUUUUCUCGAUGUUCCUGACCUUGGCCUUCCCUGCAGAUAUGGAAGGAGUUUCCCUGAAUACUCGGUCAGACGGCAAACUCCACAAUCUGUCCAGACUGAAAGUGAAGACAAAAUACAGCCUGUCUCGAUCACAGACCUCCUCGAUGCUGAUGAUGUCAUGCUUGUGACUCACACAGAAACUCAGCUACAAAGACUCAUGGACUGUCUCUCCUGUGUCUGUAACUUGUUCUCCCUUACUGUAAACAUCAAGAAAACUGUGGUUUGGGGACUGGGUGUCCGUUCUUGAUCACACUGGAAGUGGCCAGUGAAAUCUGUGACUUUGGGUCCACAAUGACAGACAAUCUAUUUCUUGAUGCAGAACUCGAUACACACAUCAGGAAAGCGGCUCCCCAUUUGGCCGACUCACAUCAAGCUGCCUCUCAGCACCAAGAUGCUGGUUUAUGAGGCCUGUGUCCUCAGCAUAUUGUUGUCUGUCAGUGAAACGUGGACGAUUUACAGUGAUCAGGAAAGGAAGCUCAACAACUUUCACUUUCGCUGUUUGCAGCACAUUCUGGGCCUCUCGGUACAGAAUCAGGAAUGUGGCUGUCCUCUCAAAGACAAAUCUCCCAAAUACUUUGGCUCUCAUCAACUUCACUGGCUCUGAAGAAGAGUCAUAUGGACUUGUCACAUUAACUGUUUCUCUCUCCACAGAUGCUGUCAGACCUGCUGGGUUUUUCCAGAAUUUUUUGUUUCUACCCCAUUAGAGGCUUCUGGCCUCCCUUCCAUGGUCUUGUCCAUGUCUGGGUGGCUCUGGAGAGGGAGCAUGUGGUGUCCACUCAUACGGCUGAUACUUUCCACCACUGGUGGGUACCUUAAGGAUAUCAGAAAGAGAUGAUUUGAAGAUGGGAAACUCAAACCAAACAUCUCAUCACAAUCUGACAGAGUCACUCGAUUCAUCAGGACCUGAAUAUCAUCAGUCUUUGAAUGUCGAAGGAAAAAUGUUUGUUCUGAUUGUGGGAAAAGAUUUCAAGCAUCAGUGUGGCUGGAAAAGCACCGAGACACACACACCCGAGUGAGAGUGUUCCAGUGCACUGACUGUGGAAAGAGCUUUAACCAGUUACACAGCCUGAAAUAAUGUCACAACAUUCACAGCAGGGAGAAACUGUACAUAUGUUCUGUCUGCAGAUGAGGCUUCAACUGAUCGUCCAACCUGGAGAGACACAAAGACACUGAGACCACAAAGAAACCGUGGAAAUGUGGGGAGUGUGGGAAGGGAUUCACUUGCCCAUCCCAGCUGGAAGCUCAUCGACGCACUCACACUGGGGAGAGACCGUACACCUGCUCCGUGUGUGGGAAGGG